Henningerozyma blattae CBS 6284 is the source of this 888-nucleotide messenger RNA. RefSeq names its product spermidine synthase (gene SPE3). The transcript has a single exon. Gene Ontology annotation, molecular function: spermidine synthase activity. The record is from RefSeq and is a predicted model, not a curated record. Bases 1 to 888 code for a protein of 295 amino acids. Lineage: Eukaryota; Fungi; Ascomycota; Saccharomycetes; Saccharomycetales; Saccharomycetaceae. Gene Ontology annotation, cellular component: cytosol. Gene Ontology annotation, biological process: spermidine biosynthetic process.
AUGGCUAACCAAAUUACUCACCCAACAAUUGUCGAUGGUUGGUUCAGAGAAAUCUCUGAUACCAUGUGGCCAGGCCAAGCUAUGACUUUGAAAGUUGAAAAAGUUUUACAUCAUGAGAAAUCCAAGUACCAAGAUGUUUUAAUUUUCAAAUCUACUGACUACGGUAAUGUUUUAGUCUUAGACAAUGUCAUUCAAGCCACUGAACGUGAUGAAUUCUCUUACCAAGAAAUGAUCACUCAUUUAGGUUUAAACUCUCACCCAAACCCUAAGAAAGUUUUAGUUAUCGGUGGUGGUGAUGGUGGUGUUUUGAGAGAAGUUGUCAAGCAUGAAUCUGUUGAAGAAGCAUGGAUUUGUGAAAUUGACGAAGCAGUUAUCAGAUUAUCUAAAGAAUACUUACCAGAAAUGGCUGCCUCCUAUUCCCAUCCAAAGGUUAAGACUCACAUUGGUGACGGUUUCCAAUUUUUGAGAGAUUAUCAAAACACUUUUGAUGUCAUCAUUACCGAUUCUUCUGAUCCAGAAGGUCCUGCUGAAACUUUAUUCCAAAAGGCUUAUUUCGAAUUAUUAAGAGGCGCAUUGACCGAAAAAGGUGUUAUUACUACUCAAGCUGAGAGUAUGUGGUUACAUUUACCAAUCAUUAAGGACUUAAAGAAAGCAUGUUCUGAAGUUUUCCCAGUAGCUGAAUAUGCUUAUACUACUAUUCCAACUUAUCCAUCAGGUCAAAUUGGGUUCAUGGUUUGUUCCAAAGAUAAAAACGCUAAUGUCAAGAAGCCUCUACGCGAAUUGCCAGAAGCCACUGAAGAAAAAUUAUACAGAUACUACAAUAAGAAGAUUCAUGAAACUUCCUUUGUGUUACCAACAUGGGUUGACAAGGAAUUAUCUUCUUUAUAA